This is a messenger RNA of Raphanus sativus (radish), 869 nucleotides long. RefSeq names its product glutathione S-transferase U25. Gene Ontology annotation, molecular function: glutathione transferase activity. Gene Ontology annotation, biological process: glutathione metabolic process. NCBI's taxonomy places the organism in Eukaryota, Viridiplantae, Streptophyta, Magnoliopsida, Brassicales, Brassicaceae. The record is from RefSeq and is a predicted model, not a curated record. Gene Ontology annotation, cellular component: cytoplasm.
GAGGCGAUUCUUCUGGGUUAUUGGCCGAGUACAUUCGGAUUAAAGACGAAGAUUGCUCUAGAAGAGAAACACAUUAAAUUCGACUUCAGAGAACAAGAUCUGUUUAGUAAAAGCGUCUAGCUCCUGGAGAUGAACCCAGUUCAUAAGAAAUUACCGGUUCUCAUCCACAAUGGCAAACCAGUCUGUGAAUCUCUUAUCCAGGAUGAGGACAUCGACGAGACUUGGCCAGGUGCCUGGCUGGUGGGGUUGAUGUGGGGAGCAAAAGGCGAGGAGCCAGAGGUGGGGAAGGAGUUCAUGGAGAUGCUCAAGACAGUAGAGUCGGAACUUGGAGACAAGACUUACUUCGGAGGCGAAAUAUUCGGUUAUGUGGACAUAGCUCUGAUUGGAUACUACUGCUGGUUGGACGCAUUUGAUAAGUAUGGGAAUUUUAGCAUCGAAGCAGAGUGUCCUAAAAUUAUUGCUUGGUCUAAAAGGUGUAUUAAGAGAGACAGCGCUAAGUCUCUUCAUGAUUCAGAGAAGGUCACUGAGCUCGUUCCUGAGCUAUGGAAAAAAAUGGGUAUCGAGUAGAUCUCUAGUAAAAUAUAAUUUUGUUCUGUUGUUUUUUUGCCAGUUUUUUUUUUUGUUCCAGCUUUGUUUGAAGUCAUUAUAAUAAUACAAGCAUCCUCCAGUGGUUUCAUUAUGAGAAAUGCUUGUUGAUGUAGUGAGAGCAGAUAAUUAAAAUGCAGAAAGUAAAAGACACAAGUUUCUCUUUUCGAAUUCACUAGAACAAGAAAAUUUUACACCAAUCUUUUCUAUUACAAGAAUCCUUUAGGAUUAGCCCAAUCCUAAGCUAAAACUCACCCUAGAGUCUAGACUUCUGUUUAUCAGGA